This is a messenger RNA of Chlorella variabilis, 804 nucleotides long. RefSeq lists its product as hypothetical. The annotation marks the transcript as partial. Gene Ontology annotation, cellular component: membrane. NCBI's taxonomy places the organism in Eukaryota, Viridiplantae, Chlorophyta, Trebouxiophyceae, Chlorellales, Chlorellaceae. The record is from RefSeq and is a predicted model, not a curated record. Gene Ontology annotation, biological process: transmembrane transport. The transcript is spliced from 3 exons. Gene Ontology annotation, molecular function: secondary active sulfate transmembrane transporter activity.
UGGCUCACCGCGCUGCUGCCAUGCACGUCAUGGCUGGCCACCUACAAUGUUCGGGGCUGGCUGACGGCCGACAUCCUGGCGGGUCUGUCUGUGGCAUGCAUGGAGAUCCCGCAGGGCAUGUCGUACGCCAGCCUGGCGGGCCUGCCCGCCGUGUUUGGCCUCUACUCCGCCACCAUCCCUUGCAUCGUGUACUGCCUCUUUGGCAGCUCCCGCCAGCUGUCUGUGGGGCCCGUGUCCCUGACCAGCAUGCUGCUGGGCGCCGGCCUGACCAACAUUUUUGAGGGCAGGGUCAACGACAACCCCAACCAGCCCGACGACCCGCAGCUGCAGCAGGAGUACAACCAGGCCGCGGUGCAGGUGGCCUUUUUGGCGGGGUGCAUCUACCUGGCGGUGGGCCUGCUGCGCCUGGGCUGGAUCACCAACUUCCUGUCCCACUCGGUUGUGUCCGGCUACAUGAGCGGCGCCUGCAUCGUCAUCGCGCUGUCGCAGGUGGGCGCGGGGCGGGGCGCGGGGCGGCGUGGGGCAGGGCGCGUGCAGCGGGUGCGGCGGGUGCAGCGGGUGCGGCGGGUGCGGAGGGAGAGAGGUCUGUGUGCCUGCCUGCCGGGCCCCCCUGCAGGUCAAGUACAUCCUGGGGCUGCAGCUUCCGCGCAGCGAGCGGGUGCACGAGGAGCUGGCCUGCAUCUUUGGGCACAUCGGGGAGGCCAGGUGGGUGGGGUGUGGGUGUGGUGUGGGAGCUGGGCAGAGGGGUGCCCGGCAGCGCAGCGGCUGCCUCCAUCAGGCCCGAGACAGCGGCGGCCGAGCUAG